AUGGCCUCCUCAAUGACGACGCAACAUACCACUGCUGCCAGCCGGGCAAAAAGACUGUCGACUUCCGCUACACCCAGUCUGGUCAAGCGCGGGUCCGUAAUCAUGAUGAGGGACGGGGUGGGCGACGGGGACGUACCGUUGGAGAAAGAAUGUGCAAGUCUGAAGAAGAUUAAUGACGGGCUCAACAAGACCAACAACUCGCUGCGCAUCAGAAUAUCGGAAUUGGAGACCCUUAUCGAACAGGCCACCGGUCCAGAAGUGGAGAGAUUGUCAGAAGAGGUCUUGACUUUAGAGGAGCUGUUGAGCGUGACCCAAAGGCAAGCAGGCGAGCUUUCGGCAAUGGAUAAUGAAGCAAAGUUGACGGAAAACGAGAAGCAGAAGCAAUACGUAAAGGAUCUUGAAAACUUGUUGGGAACGCUAGCUGGCCCCUCGUGGAGAAUAGACCAUCAGCUCUCAGCGCCCUCUGUCCCUACUACCAACAUCUGCUCUGCCUCCACCCCGCUCCCAAAGCCAAAACCUAAGCAACUCUCGAGUUCGCUCCGCCACUCCGUAUCAUUCUCAUCUGGUCCCCCCGCAAGCAAGUUGCAUCGUCGGGCGAACAGUACCAUUAAUCUCGGUUCCAUGAUGGCUAGUGUAGGGGCUGGAGCGGGAUUAGGCGCUGUGGAAGAGAUGAGAGAGAGCGGAGGUCAAGACUCUACUCCGACUGGUGCCCUCAGGCGACUGAAUGGUGGGCGGUCGGUGAGCGCCAGGCCGGGCACUAGCGCUACCAAGGAGCUGGAGGAAAUACGUGUCCCUUCUUCACCCCCAGUCUCUCACAAGAGGGCUGCCGAACAGACCUCCGGUAGGGACAACGGAUAUGUCAACACCGAUCAGCUCAACAAGGUACUCCAUCUCCUUUCUACAAUCGAUCCCACCACCAUCUCGUCUCUCGUUGGCCGCGAGCUUCAAGACCAACAUCGACCUGGCCGAGGAGAAAUGAACGAGGUCACAAAGGGCGACAAGGAUAGGUCCAUCUUGGAGAAGAUGUUUGAGGAGCAAGAGAGGCGGCUGGCUGCCAGAGAGGAGAGGUUGGACAGGCUAGUGCAGAUUGUGAGAAUCGAGGAAGCAAGAUAUGAUUGGCGAGUGUAG
Molecule: messenger RNA, 1128 nt
Organism: Cryptococcus wingfieldii CBS 7118
Lineage: Eukaryota; Fungi; Basidiomycota; Tremellomycetes; Tremellales; Cryptococcaceae
Exons: 6
Coding region: 1-1128 (375 amino acids)
Source: RefSeq, a predicted model, not a curated record